This is a messenger RNA of Anoplophora glabripennis (Asian longhorned beetle), 9975 nucleotides long. RefSeq names its product basement membrane-specific heparan sulfate proteoglycan core protein-like. NCBI's taxonomy places the organism in Eukaryota, Metazoa, Arthropoda, Insecta, Coleoptera, Cerambycidae. Gene Ontology annotation, molecular function: calcium ion binding; protein binding. The record is from RefSeq and is a predicted model, not a curated record.
AAGUGGUAUUCCAAUGUAGAGAUGAAGGACCGCUAAGAGCAAAAGUGGUGUGGAGAAGGCCAAAUGGACAACCUCUACCUCCAGGAUCAGUUGACAGAAAUGGCCAAUUGGAAAUCCCUAAUAUAAAAGUACAAGAUAGUGGAACUUAUCUGUGUGUUGCUUCUGGUUACCCACCGCAAACACCUGGAGCCCAAGUUUCUGUAGAAUUAAUAGUUAGCAGAUGGGAACCACCACCUACUCUUCGCCCUCCAACAGCGUGCCAACUUCAUCAGGCAACAUGUUCAAAUGGAGACUGCAUAGACAAAAAUAAAGUGUGCGAUGGGAUUUUUGAUUGUAUAGAUGGAUCGGAUGAAAAUAGAUGCAAUGCCAAUGGAUGUGAACCCAAUGAAUAUCAAUGUAAUAACAAAAAAUGUAUAUUGAAGACUUGGAGAUGUGAUUCAGACAAUGAUUGUGGUGAUGGUUCUGAUGAAAUUGAUUGUGGAACAAAUCCUCCUGGUGCUGUUUGCCAAUACCACCAAUUUUCUUGUCAUUCAAAUUAUCAAUGCAUCCCAAAGAGUUAUCACUGUGAUGUUGAGAGAGAUUGUAUUGAUGGUAGCGAUGAGGUUGGAUGCUCCAAACCAGUAAUUUCAAAGGCACCACCACCAAUGGUAAAUCUUCAACAGCACGAUACUCUUAUAAUAACUUGUACAGCAGUGGGCAUUCCAACACCUGAAAUAGUAUGGAGAUUAAAUCGGGGCCAUAUUCCUCCAAAAUGUAGAACCACAAGCGUUAAUGGUGUUGGUGAGUUGAUUUGUGAAGAUAUUCAAUCAGAAGACCAAGGUGCAUACUCUUGUGAAGCUAUUAAUAUCAAAGGUUCUACAUUUGCUGUUCCUGAUACAAUUGUAGUUGUACAAAAAUCAAGUCCAUGUAGAUCAGGUUACUUCAAUGAUGAUGCUAGAAGUGAGAGUGAGUGCAUUAAAUGUUUCUGCUUUGGACAUACCACUAGCUGUCAUUCUGCAGACCUCUUUAUUUACCAGUUCCAACCUCCAUUUGACACUUUGAGGCUUUUGGGUGUUCGUAUUGACCCAAGCACAGGCGUUGUGGAUAUAAGAGAUGAACCAAUCUUCAGGGGAGCAAUACCUGAGUUGACAUCACUUGGACCUAAUGGAGUCUUCAGUACUGCACCAGAUUAUGCUGAACUAAGUCAGCCUGAUGUUGUCCCAUACUUUGCUAUGCCUGAAAAUUAUCAUGGUAACCAGCUUAAGAGUUAUGGUGGAUAUUUGAGAUAUACUGUCAAACAUUCUAAUCGAGGAUAUCCAACACCUGGACCUAACGUUAUUAUAUCUGGCAAUGGAUACAUACUAUUACAUCAAUCUAGGCAGAAUCCAAUACCAAAUACUAAUCAAAACUUCGAAGUUAGAUUCUUUGAAGGUGAAUGGAUAAAGAAAUCUGAAAGGGAACCUGAAAAUAUGGCUUCACGUGAAGAAAUCAUGAUGGUUUUGGAGGAUAUUGACAAUAUAUUAAUAAAACUUCAAUAUAACGCAGGUAUUUUGAACACUAGCCUUACAAAUAUUGAAAUGGAUUCUGCUGCUGCUCCAAAUAGUGGAUUGGGUGCAGCAAGUUUUGUUGAGGAGUGUACUUGUCCAGUUGGUUAUGCCGGAUAUUCCUGUGAGAAAUGUGCUGAUGGCUAUGUACGACAACGAUCAGGUCCAUGGUUAGGGCAGUGUUACAAAGAACCUAUAUCUUGCCCACCAGGCACAUAUUUUGAUGGUAGAGAUUGCCAAGUGUGCCCGUGCCCACUAACAAAUCCAAGUAAUCAGUUUGGUAGAACAUGUCAGCUUAGUUCUAAUGGGGAAGUAAUUUGUAAUUGUCAGCUUGGUUAUGUAGGUGAUCGUUGUCAAUAUUGUGCUCCAGGUUAUAAUGGUAAUCCUCUGAUACCAGGUGAUUCAUGUAGAUAUACACCGCCUACAGAUGUUUGUCAUGCAGAUGGUUCAACUGGACUAGACAGCAGUGGUAGAUGCCGGUGUAAAGAUCUAACCGAAGGCCCAACUUGUGACCGUUGCAGACCUAACACAUUCCAUUUAAGUGACAAAAAUAGAUUCGGGUGUAUAGCGUGUUUCUGUAUGGGGAUUACUUCUAAUUGUACUAGUUCAAACUGGUAUAGAGAUCAGAUAUCAAAUGAGUUUACCAGUUCACUCAAUGAGUUUAAGCUGAUAGAUAAUCAAAAUAGGGAAGUUCCAAUCGAGCAAGGAAUUAGACUAAACCAGGGAUCUCGUGAAAUCGUUUACAGUGAUUUCACUUCACCCAAUGUGUAUUACUGGUCUCUGCCUCCACGCUAUUUGGGCAAUAAAGUAUUCUCUUAUGGUGGCUAUCUUCGAUAUACAUUAAGGCAUACACCAGUGCCUGGUGGGCAAAGUUCUAGAAAUUCUGCUGCUGAUGUUGAACUAGUCGGUAAAAAUCAAUACAAUCUACUAUUUUUCAAUCGAAAUCAAACUUAUCCUACCAGUGGUUCACAAACGUUCGUUGUACCUCUUCUAGAACAAUAUUGGCAGAGGUUUGAUGGAAAUAAUGUUGACAGAGAAAAUCUUCUCAUGGCAUUGGCCGACUUGGAAGCUAUAUAUAUUAAAGCAACAUAUUAUACAAAUACCAAAGAAGCAGCACUGAUAUCUGUAUCACUUGACAUUGCGAAUGAACGCAAUACUGGACAAGAAAGAGCUUUAGAAGUUGAACAGUGCCUUUGUCCUUCUGGAUACGCAGGACUGUCAUGUGAGGAUUGUGACGUAGGAUUUACUCGAAAUAAUGAAGGAAUAUAUCUUGGACUCUGUGAACCAUGUAAUUGCCAUGGACAUUCAAAGCAUUGUGAUCCUGAUACUGGUGUAUGCUUUAAUUGCCGAGAUUUCACUACCGGUGAUAACUGUGAACGAUGUUUACCGGAUUAUAAAGGCGAUCCAGUUAAUGGAAUACCAUGUGUCUAUCAAGGAACUCAACUCCCAUGUAACUGUGACCCAAGAGGCUCAGUUUCUAAUGAUUGCAGAAAUGGUCGAUGUGAUUGUAAGGUUAACGUAGAAGGAAAUAACUGUGAUCGCUGCCGUAGUGGUGCCUUUGGAUUAAGUGCUGAUAACAUUGAUGGUUGUGAAUUCUGUUUUUGCUCUGGAGUAGCAAGUGAAUGUAGAGAAAGUAAUUUAUUUUUCGAACAAAUUCCAAAACCAUUUACUGAAGGUCAUGGAUAUACUUUAACUGAUCAAUUGGGCCGGUCAAGAAUCACUGACAAAUUCAAUGUAAAUGGGUUCUUCACUGAAAUUAGUUACAAUUUCCUACCUAGUCAAAGAGAGAGGUGGUUCUGGUCCCUGCCUAGCAUAUUUACUGGCAACAAAAUUAAAUCCUACGGAGGCAAACUGGAGUUUAUCCAAAGAUAUACCCAACGUCCAGAAGCUGUAUAUGUUCCACAUCAGGAUGUAAUCAUCAUUGGUAACGGAAUUACUAUCUAUUGGAGCAACCCUGUAGAAUUAAGGGAUGAUAUUGCCAAUCCUGUGUCCAUCCCACUCCAUCCAAGUACCAACUGGUUCCGUGUAGAGCAGGCAGGUGGAUUAAAACCAGCCUCCCGAGAAGACAUUCUUAUGGUUCUUGCUAAUAUCGACUCCAUCUUAAUUAGAGCCACACAAUCAAGCGAUACCAGUACAGCGUAUCUCAGUGAUGUAACUUUAGAAACUGCUGUCGAGCAGUAUACUGGAAGACCUAGAGCUACUACUGUUGAAUUCUGUCAGUGUCCGGUUGGAUAUCGUGGAUCAUCCUGUGAAUCCUGUUCUCCAGGGUACUAUAAAGACUUCUAUUACGGUUUGUCUAGGCCAUUAGGUUCCUGUCUAUUAUGUCCAUGUAAUAACAGAUCAUCAAGUUGUGAAGUGGGAUCAGACAAUAAAGUUAUUUGCAAUUGUUUAGAUGGUUAUUAUGGAGAAAGGUGUGAAACUAAAGAACCGAUCACAACAACAUUACCUCCACCAGGCCCCUCCCCUGAUGCACCAACUAUUGAUAUUAAAAUUAUUGAUCACGACAUCAGCAUAUAUGAAACUGGCAGUACUGUAAGGUACAACUGUACAGCAACAUCCCGAGUAGCCCCUAGGACUGUGAGAAUAAGGUGGAGUAAAGCCGACGGAGAAUUACCAUCCCGUGCUAUUGACGAUGGAAGAGGUUUAUUAGUCAUAACUGAUGUAAAAAUAAGUGACUCUGGAAGUUACGUGUGUCAAGCAACUGAUGGCUUUACUGUUGUAUCACAGACUGUUAAUGUCAUUGUAGGAGGACCUGAAGAUCAACGGCCUAGGAUAGCACUCUCUACUUCAUAUAUUGAGGUAAAGGAAGGUGAACCAAUUGAAGUGACAUGUGCUGCUAGAGGUAUUCCUUCUCCAGAUCUUCGACUUAUUAGAUUGGAUAAUCGACCACUGAAUCCUAUGCAACGUUUCGAAAAUGGAAUUUUCAGAAUUGAUCGAGCAACGUCAGCUGACCAAGGAGAUUAUGAAUGCAUUGCUACUAAUAGAGCAGGAACUACUUCUGCCAGGUUCCAGGUUACUGUGCUUUCAGACUUAUCUAAAGUUGGUGUAGAUAUACAACCUACAUAUUAUACUGGAGAGACUGGUGACACAGUAAUGUUCAGAUGUAGGACUACUGAAGAUAUACAAAGCUUGAGAUGGUCUAAGCAAGGUGGCCAACUUCCAUACGAUUCCAGGGAGGACAGAGGCAUGUUAACCAUUCCUAAUGCUGGUGUAGAGGAUUCUGGAGUUUACAUCUGCACCGCUACGGCAUACUCUGGUACAAGAAACAGCAGUAGAGUAACAGUUACAAUUAGAGAAGGAAAUGGCGGGAGUGUACAUCCGACCGCAAAGGUGUCUCCUGAGAGAGUGACUGUGUCACAAGGACAAUCUACAGAAAUCCAUUGUACUGCAACUGGUGUUCCUUUCCCAUCAGUAAAAUGGACGAGACUUGGAGGAGAAUUGAGUAGUAAUAUGGAACAAGUUGGAUCUACUUUGUAUAUCAGAAAUGCACGAAUGGAAGACAGAGGAGUAUACGUUUGCGUAUCCACUAACAUCCUCGGACUUGAGCAGGCAUCUUCAAUGGUAGAAGUGACUCGUGGAGCAGAAUUUCCACGAAUUGAAAUAUACCCAUCUAAUCAGCAAACAGUUGUUAUUGGGAAUAGUGCCAUAUUACAGUGUAGACCAAUAUCAGGAUAUCCAUCACCAACAAUUACUUGGGCUAGAGGAAACAGACUUCCUUUCAGUCCAAAUGUUGAGCAAAUGUCUGAAGGAACUUUAAGGUUUAUACAAAUUACAACUAGUGAAGAAGGAGAAUACAUUUGUUCUGCCACAAAUGAAGCCGGAACUGUUACUGGAUCAGCAAAUAUCAUAGUUCAAACUCCUCCAAGAAUAGAAAUUGUACCAGAUCAAAAUGUUAUUGAAAAGAAUGAGGGCGAGCAUCUACGUCUGGAGUGCCACGGAACUGGUAACCCACAGCCAAAUGUUAUUUGGUCCAAGUAUAACUAUGAAGAAUCAAAUUUGUACAAUUUACAGUCACCUUCAGGAAGACAAUUACAAACUUCAGCAUAUCAAGAAUUCUUCAGUCUUAAUAAAGAAGAUGCAGGUUUAUACAUAUGUAAAGCUGAAAGCAGUGCUGGAGCUGAUGAAAAAAGAAUUGAAUUAGUAGUCAACACUUUACCAAGAUAUGGUGGAGAUAUUACUGAACGCCCUUAUUAUCCAGGUGAAGAUGCAACUUCUGGAACUCCCGGUGGUGGAUACAGACACAAUGAACGACCGCGACCACCUUUUGAUACACCAAGUUAUGACCAAAAAUUCUCUGCUCCAGUAGGAACUCGUGCAGAAAUAAGAUGCCGCCUUAGUAACCAAGAUGGGUCACGUAUCAGAGUGCAAUGGAUUCGCGCAGACAACUCUUCACUUCCUCGAGAAGCAUACGAAUCAAGUGGCACUCUUUAUAUUGAAAAUGUACAACCAUCGGCAGCUGGCGAAUAUCAGUGUUUAGGAGUCAAUCAUUCAGGAAAGGUCGAAUUCCGCAUUAGAACUUAUCUGGAUGUUAUAUCUCCGCCAAGAAUAACCCUUAAUCCACCAAAACAAGUAGUACAUCCAGGGGAACACGCUUAUAUCAAUUGUAGUGCAACUGGUCAGCAGCCCAUAAGCAUUUCAUGGUCACCAAUCGGACGUGAUAUGCCUACUUCCGUUUACACAAGAGAUGGUAUUAUUCGUUUCAGCAACAUUCAACUUCAAGAUGCUGGAACAUACCGAUGCAAAGCAGUUAAUAGUGCUGGUGAAGCUGAUGCCGUAGCUGACGUCAUUGUUGAAGAAAAUUAUUCAAGACCUGCAAUUACUGCAGAUCAGAAACAGCAAAUUGCUCCUAUAGGUUCAUCAGUUACUCUUCAUUGUCGUGCUACCAACCAACCAAGUUCAAUUAGGUGGAUUAGAGAAAAUCUACCACUUCCAAGAAGCUCGAAAGUAAAUGGGGAAUUUCUUUAUAUUUAUAAUGUCCAAAGAGAAGAUCAAGGUAGAUACUACUGUGAAAUUACAACAGGCACAGGAACGUCAAGUGACUACAUUGAUUUGCAGUUGUCUGAACCUGAAGAAAAAUGUCAACCUGGAUGGUGGAGUUGUGACAAUAGACAUUGUAUACCACAGUCACAGUAUUGUGAUACAAUCGAUGACUGUGGUGAUAAUAGCGACGAAAAGGAUUGUCAGCACAGGAUACGACGGGGUCCAACUCAACCGGAGCCUACGUUACACAUAACCCCACCUGAAAGUGAACACUUUUCUGGAGAAAGCAUUGAUAUCAACUGUCAAUCCAAUGAACCUGGUGCAAUACCUAGCUGGUCGAAAAUACAAGGAUGGAUGGCGAAUAAUGUGGAAAACGCUGGAGGAAGUUUGCGGAUACGUAACUUACGUUCAGAAAAUGCUGGCAUAUAUCGAUGUGAGGCCACUGGCCGUCAAGGAGUUUAUUACAAGGAUUAUAACUUACAUGUCACUGAUGAUGAAAUUAAAGAUGAAGCACCUAUUGAAGUAAAAAGUGUACAAAGAGGAUCCAGUGUUAUUCUAGAAUGUAAAACUGACUUAGCAGAGCCUGUCACAUAUCUAUGGACUAAACAAGGAGGAAGCCUUCCACAAUAUGUUGAUGUUUACAGUAAAGAAAUUCAGUUAAAUGAUGUGGGAAGCAUUGACGCUGGAACUUAUACAUGUUCAGCUAGCAGUGGUGUUAGAUCUACCACUGUACCAAUUAUACUUGUAGUAACUGGCAUUGUUCCAUAUUUCACACAAGCACCUAACAGUUACAUCACACUUCCAGCAUUGGGUGAUUCUUACAUUCAGUUUAACUUUGAAGUAUCCGUCAGACCUGAAAGGGGAAAUGGUUUGAUUUUAUACAACGGCAACAAGGGAAAUGACAGAAGUGGAGAUUACAUUGCUCUGUCGCUAGUCAAUGGAAUACCUGAAUUCAAAUAUAACUUGGGCCAGAGUACCACUGUGGUGAGAGCAGAUCGAUCAAUUACUAAUCAGGAGUGGCAUACUAUUAAGAUAGUAAGAAACAGGAAGAAAGUAACAAUGUAUGUAGAUGGCCAAGGACCUUAUAUCGGAACUGCAGAUGGAAAAUUCAUUGGAUUGGAUUUGACCGAACAUUUAUAUUUAGGAGGUGUCCCAGAUCCAUAUAAUAUCUCUCCUGAAGUGUUUGGAAAUAAUCGGUAUGAUGGAUAUGUCGGUUGUAUUGGACGUUUUAAGAUUGGCCAUGUUUUUGAAGACAUUUUACGUAACAAUAAAAAUAUGACCGGUAUAACUACUUGUGAAUCUUGUAGUGAAAGGUUAUGUCAAAAUAAAGGUGCCUGUCAAGAAGCUUUAUCUAAAGAAGGUUAUGUUUGCAUCUGUCCGUCUGGUUUCAGUGGACCCAAUUGUAACAGAUUAAAGGGAGAGGCUUGUUCACCACAUGCUUGUGGUGUUGGCAGAUGUAUUGAUACUGAAAACAGUUUUGAAUGUCAAUGUCCAUUAGGCCGAUCAGGUCGAAGAUGUGAGCGAGAAAUAACUAUCAAUGAACCAGCCUUUAAAAAUGGUGCUUACAUAGCCUAUCCAGCGCCUCGUCCUGCCAGACGAUUGAAAAUCGAUCUUAAAAUUAAACCUUCUGAUAUUGCCGAUGGAGUUUUGCUUUACUGUAGUGAGACAGAAGAAGGCCAUGGUGACUUUAUUAGUUUGGCGAUUCGAGACAGACACCUAGAAUUUAGGUUUGAUGCCGGAAACGGAGUAACUGUAAUUAGGCAUAAUGAAGAGCUGGUACCUGGUCAAAUGCAUUUAAUUACAGCCAGCAGAACAUUAAGUGAUGGUAGGUUAAUGGUUGAUGGAGGUGCACCUUCAGUAGGGCGGUUGGGUGGUAACCAUAAAACUCUAAAUCUUCAAACCCCAUUGUACAUAGGUGGCUAUGACAAGCACCAUGUCAGAAUUAAUGACGGCGUCAAGGUUUAUUCUGGCUUCAAUGGAUGUAUAUCAAAUGUCAGUGUUUCUGGUUUAGAAAUCAAUAUAAUUCAGAAUGUAACAGAUUCCUCCAAUGUAGAAGAUUGUAGUAGUGAGGAUGAUGAUAAUAACUUUCCACCUGAAUAUGCGCAUGAAAACACUCUGAAGCCACUGUCUUACAACAGCAAACAAACUGGAUGUUCCAGUAGUCCCUGUUUAAAUCAAGGAAUUUGUUACCCCUUAACGCCCACAGACUAUACGUGCACUUGCUCGCCAAGAUUCACUGGCAGAAACUGCGAGAAUUCUCUAAAUCUGUGUGAGCAGUUGCCAUGCCAGAAUCAAGGUGUUUGUAAAGAUAAUAACACACACUACACAUGUGACUGUUUACUAGGAUUUACAGGAGUUAAUUGCGAACAAAGAACUGAAUUAAGAAAUGAUGCACACUUUGACGGCAAUGGGUAUUUAGAAUUUAAUAGAGAUUUACUAUCCCAUGAGAAUGAUGAUGAGACUGAAAUUAUAGCACUUGAACUAUCAACCAAUUCAUCAAAUGGGGUGAUCUUCUGGCAUGGACAGAAACCUAAUGAAGACGGUCAAGGGCAAGAUUAUAUAUCAUUAGCACUGGAAAAUGGCUAUUUGGAAUACAGCUUUGACCUUGGCAUGGGACCUGCUAUAAUACAGAACCGUCAAAAAAAAGUAGAUGAUGGUGAAAGGCAUAGUGUUAUAUUAAAACGGACAGGAAGAAAAGGUUCUAUAGAAAUCGACAACACUUGGACAGAAGAAGGUGAAGCUGAUGGAUUCGUCAACUCUAUGAAUACGAAUGGAAAUAUUUACAUCGGUGGCACACCAAACAUUACACGAAUGACAGGAAGUAGAUUUACACAGGGCUUUAAUGGUUGCAUACAUGGAUUUGAGGUGCAAAACUCGCAGAGGUUGGACUUGGGAAUGAAGGCCAUUAAUGGAUUAAAUGUUAAACCAUGUUCUAGCUCAUUGGACCGUUUCAACAACAUUUGGGGGGAUGACGGUUUGAUAAACUGAUGAGGAUUAAUUAAAGUUAAAUCUCAAAUAAAUCAAUCCUAAGUUAUAGGUAUAAUUAUUGUAAACUUAUUUUUAUUUGUCCAAUUUAGUGUUCACUACGUUUGUGUUCAUUACCUUGAAAAGACCAUUCUGCUUAAUGUUGAGUUAAUUUUGACAUUUUUUAAUUUUCUACUCUACAUUAGCUGUAUUUCAGUCUUUUGUGCUUUCUAUGUUAUUGUUAUAAGCUUUAAUUUGCUUGAAAUACAGCUUGUAUUAUUUUUAAACUGCCAUUUUUCGGGUCGUUUACUUUUUUAUAUGUCUUUUUAUAUAUUUUCUUAAAUGUAUAUUAAACAAAUUUGUGCCAUUUUAGAAAUAGAUUUAGCAGAAAUUGAUUGUUAUAAUUAAACGCAGAAUUUACAGUCCAACUUUGUAAUUUUAUUAAAUUAAUAUUCCCCAAUAGAUAAUUUUUUAUGGUGCUAUUAAUAUAUUAGAAAAUAUAUUUUAU